AUGGAAGCAGGCUCGUUGCUGAAUUCUCUGAUUUCUUCGUUCAACUCUUCUAUAGCGGAGCUUCAAGAUCUCGUGAUUGGUCGGAACAUGUACCUUGCGAGCAGUAUCUCCGAUUUGUUGGCUAUGUACGCAGCAUUAAAGGCCAUGGAGCUUCAGGUGCAAGCCAUCAAGGACCACCUGCGAGAGGAGACCAGAGCCAUUCCCAAAGCCAAGAAACUCAUGGAUGCAUCUCUACGGAAGCAGAAAAUAUUGCAGAGCAUGUCACUUCAUGUUCCCUCUCAUUUAGCUGAAAGAGCGACGAUCUUGAAUGAGGAGCCUUUUAUUGAUUGGAAAUGUUAA
Molecule: messenger RNA, 339 nt
Organism: Malania oleifera
Lineage: Eukaryota; Viridiplantae; Streptophyta; Magnoliopsida; Santalales; Ximeniaceae
Product: spindle and kinetochore-associated protein 1 homolog
Exons: 1
Coding region: 1-339 (112 amino acids)
Biological process (GO): cell division; regulation of microtubule polymerization or depolymerization; chromosome segregation
Cellular component (GO): spindle microtubule; outer kinetochore; mitotic spindle
Molecular function (GO): microtubule binding
Source: RefSeq, a predicted model, not a curated record